CUAAAAUCAAGUUUUCCAUGCUUUCCUGGUCGAGUGACAGAAUGACAAAAAUGUUUGCUUUUGUUGCAUUCAUCCAACUUGCAAUAGUUACGAGUCUGAGAAAAAACAAACCGGUCAGUAUCACAUUGAAUGCAGGGAAAGAAAUACCAAUUAGUGGCUUUUUGAUAGGCAAUUCGGAAUCAUACUUGUUUAAAAAGGAGAUGGAUUAUCAAUUGAAUAAAAUGAAGACAGUUUCAAAGGAUAACAGUGACAGCAUUUCUGCGAUAAAAUCCAGUUUAACAGACAUCACUAAGGUUGUUAAUGGUUUGCUUAAAGCAGCUGUCAAACAGCCUAAUUAUGGUUACAUUGGAUGUUAUAAGGAUGAUAAUAAUAGACAUCUAAAACACAAACAAUCAAACAUCGGAAAUUCUAUAACCCUGGCUAAAUGUCGUGAACUUUGCAAAGGAUAUAAGUACACAGGCUUACAGUAUAGGAUACAAUGUUCUUGUGGAAAUGUUUUAAAAACCAAAUGUAUCCAAGAGUACAAGAAUCAGAUUGUAACAUGAACUGCGCUGGAGAGUUGACUCGAAAAUGUGGUGGUCCUAUGAGGAACUCAAUAUAUUUAGUCAAACCCUAAGGGAAAAAAAACGCAAAAAAGGCAAAG
This is a messenger RNA of Mytilus trossulus (common blue mussel), 643 nucleotides long. RefSeq lists its product as uncharacterized. NCBI's taxonomy places the organism in Eukaryota, Metazoa, Mollusca, Bivalvia, Mytilida, Mytilidae. The coding region runs from base 18 to 545 and encodes 175 amino acids. The record is from RefSeq and is a predicted model, not a curated record. The transcript is spliced from 4 exons.